Messenger RNA from Rhodamnia argentea, 3676 nucleotides. Its product is annotated as protein FAM91A1. Bases 212 to 3241 code for a protein of 1009 amino acids. The record is from RefSeq and is a predicted model, not a curated record. NCBI's taxonomy places the organism in Eukaryota, Viridiplantae, Streptophyta, Magnoliopsida, Myrtales, Myrtaceae. The transcript has 12 exons.
GCAUCAUGCACUGAAUUUACAACUCAUCGAGCUCUUCUCAUCCUCCAGAUCUCAAUCUCCAAGAGUUGGUCCGAUCAUUUCGAAGUCCGAAACCCUUCCUCGAUCUGACCGACGCCGCAGGUAAUGUCCAGUCCUUUGCCGUUUCGGGGUUCUCCCACAUUCCAGUGUCGUUCCUCUGUAGUCGAUUCUCAACGAACGGGAAGUGGUGACAAUGCAGCGAGAUCCCGCUACGGUCGAGGAGCAGUUGAUCUUGAAAGCAAUCAAGGAGGAGUGCCCCUGGGAAAGCCUCCCUAAACGACUCCAAGCCACUCUUUCAUCCAAAGAAGAAUGGCACCGGAGGAUAAUCGAACAUUGCAUAAAGAAAAGACUACAGUGGAGUACCUGCUUUGCUCGUAAAGUUUGCAAAGAAAGUGAGUAUUACGAAGACAUGAUGCGGUACCUGCGAAGGAACUUGGGACUGUUUCCCUACCAUCUAGCAGAGUAUGUUUGCCGUGUCAUGAGGAUAUCACCUUUCAGAUAUUACUGCGACAUGAUAUUUGAGGUCAUGAAGAAUGAGCAACCUUAUGACAGCAUUCCAAAUUUUAGUGCUGCGGAUGCCUUGCGACUAACAGGAAUAGGGAGAAAUGAAUUUAUCGAUAUUAUGAACAAGUGCAGAUCCAAGAAAAUUAUGUGGAAGCUGAACAAGUCCAUUGCAAAAGAAAUGUUGCCUACACAACCUGUGGAUUUUACCAUUGAACCGUGGUGGGGAGUUUGUUUAGUAAACUUCACCCUUGAGGAAUUUAAGAAACUCUCAGAAGAAGAAACGGCAAUGAUCGAUAAAAUCUGCAAGGAAGAAGCAAAUGCAUAUAUUUUGUUUGAUCCUGACAUUAUAAAGGGUCUAUACAGGCGGGGACUAGUUUACUUUGAUGCCCCAGUUUACCCUGAUGACCGUUUCAAAGUUUCCAGGCUUGAAGGGUUUGUUUCCAACAGGGAGCAGUCGUACGAGGACCCUAUUGAGGAGUUACUUUACGCUGUUUUCGUGGUCUCAAGUGAGAAUGCCACGGUUGCCGAACUGGCUGCAACAUUACAGGCUGACCUUUUCCAGCUUCAGGCUGCUGCUUCUUUUGCUUGCCGACUGGGAUGGGCAGUAAAAGUGAUUGAUCCGGCCUCUUAUCUUCAGGAGGCAAGCAUUCCAGGAACUCCGAGAAACAUAUUGAGUGAAGAAGAUGCUUCUCAUGCUAAUGUUGGCCCAGAAAACUUGUUUGGAGACAGUGAUGCUGCUCAACAAGGUGAUGUCUCAGGGUGGUCAGAAAGCAAUAGGCCAGCUAGUGGCCAUGUUCGUGUGGCUUUUGUGGUUGAUGCGAACAUCACCUCCUACCUUAUGAUGGGGUCUGUUUCACCAGGUUUGAAAUCUCAUGCUGUGACACUAUAUGAAGCGGGAAAGUUGGGUCAUGCUAGCAUUGCUGAUCUCUGCAAGGAUCUAAGUACUUUGGAAGGAACUAAAUUUGAGGGAGAACUGCAGGAAUUUGCAAAUCAUGCCUUCAGCCUUCGCUGUGUUCUUGAAUGUCUGCAAUCAGGGGGUGUUUCUACCAGUCCAAGUCUGGAUGAAGCCUGCAGUAACAUGGGCAAUAUUGGUCCAAGCAAGGACGUGGUUAGUUCUCUUGAGGUUGAAAACUCUUCCAAUGACAAUCCAGGGCAAGCAUACACGACUGAGAAUGGGCUAAAUUUGGAUGAUUCCACAAAAUCUGAAACACCCCAGGACCAUUCUCCUGUUAUAGAGGCCAAUAGUGUAUCAGAAGAGAUGUCGUCAAUCAAUAUAUCAGAAGACAGUAACUAUGCAAACGAGAUUGCUAUUUUGGAGACAACUAUCCAGAAUAAUGACAAGUUGACACCAGAUGAAGCAUUAGACACAGGAAGAAACACUUCAAAGAGGCUAAAGAAGUAUCGUGUGGAUAUUCUGCGCUGUGAAAGCUUGGCUUCUCUUGCACCAGCCACUUUGGAUCGACUGUUUCUUCGUGACUAUGAUGUUGUUGUAUCCAUGGUUCCUCUUCCAUUUUCUUCAGUUCUUCCUGGACCAUCAGGUCCAAUUCAUUUUGGUCCUCCCUCUUAUUCAUCAUUGACGCCUUGGAUGAAAUUGGUUCUGUACUCAACUGUGGCUAGUGGCCCUUUAUCUGUUGUUCUGAUGAAAGGACAGUGUCUACGCUUGCUUCCUGCACCACUGGCUGGUUGCGAGAAAGCACUCAUAUGGUCCUGGGAUGGCUCUACUGUAGGAGGUCUUGGAGGCAAGUUUGAGGGAAAUCUAGUUAAAGGGAGUGUACUUUUACACUGCUUGAAUUCACUUCUCAAGUAUUCCUCUGUAUUGGUCCAACCAUUAAGUAGGUGUGACCUUGAUGAAUCUGGUAGAGUCAUCACUAUGGAUGUCCCUUUGCCGUUGAGAAACUUUGAUGGUUCAGUUGCUUUCAUUGGUGAAGAAUUGGGGCUAUCUGCAGGAGAGAGUUCAAAAUUGAACUCUUUGUUGAAUGUUCUUGCAAACAAGAUAGAGUUGGGAAUGAUUGGUUAUAUCCGUUUGUUAAGACUUUUUAAAGAAAGAGACUCGGACUACUUUUCUCCUGAUGACGAGAAGUAUGAAUGGGUCCCUUUGAGUGUGGAAUUUGGCAUUCCACUUUUCAGUCCAAAACUAUGCAACCUAAUAUGUAAAAGAGUGGUCUCAUCUCAAGUUCUUCAGACAGAUUCACUUACUGAGCAUCAUGAUGCAAUGCAAGGGUUGAGGAAAAAGCUGCGAGAUGUUUGUGCAGAGUACCAAGCAACGGGUCCAGCUGCUAAACUUCUGUAUCAGAAAGAGCAAUCUAAGGAGAAAUCUCGACAACUAAUAACCUAUGCUAGUGGAAGGUGGAAUCCACUAGUGGAUACUUCUUCACCAAUUUCUGGUGCCUCAAGUGAGCAUCAGAGAUUGAAACUUGCUAACAGACAGCGUUGCCGCACUGAAAUCCUGAGCUUUGAUGGCAGCAUUCUUAGAUCAUAUGCUUUAGCCCCUGCUUAUGAAGCAGCAUUAAGGCCUGAUGAAGAAGCGGCUUCAACAACUGCAAUGAAGGUUGAACCGGAUGAAGCUGAUGGCAGAGAAGUAAUACUUCCUGGUGUAAAUCUCCUGUUUGACGGUUCUGAGUUGCACCCCUUUGAUAUCGGUGCUUGCUUGCAAGCUCGCCAACCAAUAUCACUAAUAGCAGAGGCCUCAGCUGCCUCUGCAGCUUUUGCAAUUAAAUAGGCUUUCUCCUGUGUUCUAGCUUGGAUGACAUUUGAUGAAGAUUAUGGUGCUGAAUUCUCAGAAGAUACGGUUUGAUGCCCCUCAUGCCACGGUUUCUCUGGCUGCUUUUGAGGCUGGCCAUCUACUUUUAAGCUUGACAGAGUGCAAGGUCGCAGCAAUGGUUUGGUUCUAAGCAUGUGUAUAUCUGGUGGCGCUAGUGUCCUCCUGGUGAUAUUUUGCGAGCUGGGAGGAAGAUUCAAUUUGCAUUUUUCACAUUGUAAGACAAAAUAUUUCAUAACUUCGUGAAUUUCGAGCCUCAAAUUGCAUGGACUACCAAAAUGUGGACAAUCACCCAAAUGAGGAAGAUGGAAUCCCGAAAAGGAAAAACGAGCCAUAAGAUACACACUAUUGAACAAUCAUGUUUCAAAUGUGGCUGUUAUGUCUUCUGGUUUGGAA